CCGAUCUCUAGAAAAUCUUUUGUCACUCGGAAGGAGCUGGAAGAAUACCUAAGAACACUUUUAUCCCUGGAUUCUCAAAAGAAAGUUUGGAGAUUUUAAUCCAGAAACUCGUGUGUUGACUGUGCAGAUGCGAGGCUGACAGUGAGUUUUGUUGUUCAACCGACGUCAGGACCGUUUACCCUGUCAGGGACUCCGGUCGGGGUCAUCUACCUGCGUCAGCGCCGCCGCAGGAGAACCAACUACGUCACUAGCACCAGCCGCUGAGCUGGACUAGUGUACCUGUAGCUGCCCCAUUGCUGCCCUGACCAGCCCCUGAACCAGCACAGUCUCCGGAGCGCGCGAGUGCCACGUGUUGAGGGCCCCCCACAUCUGCCCUCGCCCAGUGUUGUUCCUGUUGUAACCGUGGCAGAAGAAGCGCUCUUCAUGAUUACCAUGGAUAUUCCGCCGCCACCCGCCCCCCACCAAGUGGUACACGCGCAGACCAUCAUGCAGCAGCCAAGCCCAGAGGAGUCCAAGAAAAAACAUUACUCGACUGGUCGCCAGGAGGAAGUGUCUGGUCCCUAUUAUUAUGGCGAGAACUCAUCCAAAGGUGAGUGUCACGGCGGUGUGAACCAGCUGGGCGGUGUGUUCGUGAACGGGCGGCCGCUGCCAGACAUGGUGCGCCAGAGGAUCGUGGAGUUGGCCCACAACGGUGUCCGCCCCUGCGACAUCUCCCGCCAGCUUCGAGUCUCCCACGGCUGCGUCUCCAAGAUACUAUCCAGAUAUUACGAGACUGGGAGCUACAAAGCCGGUGUCAUAGGCGGCUCCAAACCCAAAGUAGCGACUCCCGUGGUGGUGGAUGCCAUUGCCAGGUAUAAACGGGAGAACCCGACCAUGUUCGCCUGGGAGAUCCGAGACAGGCUGCUUGCGGAGACUGUUUGUACCCAGGAGAACGUACCCUCCGUGUCCUCCAUCAACAGAAUCGUGCGCAACAAGGCGGCGGAGAAAGCCAAGCACGGACUGCCCGGAACUCUGUCCCCAGUGUCACAGGCGACCUCCGUCAUCACUCACGCCCCGCCAGCGCCCCACGAGACGGCCCUCCAGCGCCCGGGGUCCUACUCCAUCAACGGCAUCCUCGGCAUUCCUCCCCACCACACAGAUCCUAAUGGAAACAUCAACAAGAGGAAGAGGGAAGAAGGAACACCAGAGGGCAGUCCCUCGACACACCCUCAGGAAGGUCCUGGAGAUCCAAGGGGAGCACAUGCGGGAUGGCACGAGAAAAAGAUUGGACAUGGAGACAAGUACGAAAACCGGGAUAUGAAUGGCCACUCAGAGGACGACCUUAAACGCCAGAGAACUCAAUACAACCCUGAUCCACUCUACACCAAUAUGAUAUGGCCGAAGCAGUGGCCCACGCUGAAGAGUGAGGAGGCGGCCAAGACACUUCUACCUGACCUUGGAGGAGUCCCCGGAGGUGCCGCUUCCCCCUACAGCAACGUACAGUCUUUCGUGGAUCACCCGGCCAGCUACCCGUCAGUGUCAGCCGCUUCCAUUUCUACGGAAGCCCUUUAUGAGACUAUGUCAAUGACGCAGUCAAACAGUAACCACGUCUACUCGCCUCCCCUCGCUACCUCCCUUGGUAGCGCAGGUGGACUGACGCCCCUCACACCCAUCACUAUGCAAGACGUGAAGCCAGUCCUAGCGGCACCUUCAAUCCUUGAUACCACCGCCUCACAGUACCAGCAAGGAGGUACCGUCUACACGCCCCUCAGCACCCCCCAGCCCACUUCCAACGCCGGCUAUACCAACACCCUGGCCGCCCACUACCCAGAGCAAACAACAGUGUCGCCGGCCAACUGCAGCAGCGAGUGUGUUACGCCCUUGGACAACCUGGUGGUGGCGCCCUGCUCGUCACCUCUCAAGGCUGACACCCCCUGUACCACCGCCCUCACAGUCCUCCAGCCCGCCUCACACGCCCAUGCUGCCACUCACCAUGCCCAUGUAUCCACUCAUGCGCAUGCACCUACCCACGUGCAUUCCUCAACGCAUGCCCAUGUACCCAUGCAUGCCCAUGUAGCGGCAACUCCUCCUGAUCCGACCUACACUACCCUCCCGCCCAUCACACACUACUCAGGAACAGCCAGUAUAGGGUCGAUGACAGACUACACGUACACGUCCCCGUACACCCAGUACUCGUCGACGUACCCGGCCUAUGGCUACGGCACUGGAGGGCUCCUUAAUAUGGGGAACUACAGUAGCUCCAGUAACGUAGGUAACAACAGCGGCGGUGGAGGUAACAGCAGUAGCAGCAACAACAACAAUACUGCUAAUAGUAACAAUAACAGUAGUAACAAUAAUACUGCGGCUCGGCUGCGGAUGUUGCAGUCGACGCUUGGUUCCUCCGCGUGCCUCAGACAAGACCGCUGCACGUAACGCUGUCUCCACCUCGCGAGUGUCAGUUGAUAUGCAGAUGUCCGGUUUAUCAAGACAGCUGUAAUACAACGGGCCUUCGUUACUACACCUCCUGUGCAAUGACUGUCCAGUACCACUUCGUGCGAACGAGGAGGAAAAAGGAAUGGGAGCUCUUAAGGAGGAAAGAGAAGAGGAGAGCAAGAACCCGAAGACAAACCUUGAAUAAGUCUCUAUCACCGCCGCGUGGGGAGACGACUAGUUUAGCUGAGUGCGUGUUUAAGCAGCACGGACCGAUCUCUAGCUAGGAUACCAAAGAACCACCACUCUCAAGUCACGAGCUUGCUUGAGUCAGGGCACCGCCGGACCCUUGUUUCCUCAGGCACACACCAAGGAAAGAACCUCAUGAACCCCAGGCAUUUCAUUUUGUACAUAGCACCUCAAGGCCUUCCUAGUGUGCCUGAAGAAGACAAGCGAGGGGCGUGGAGACCCUGACUCACACACACACACCUCUUUCCACUCUAGGCGCGGGAAGCCGUCCUCCUGUCGUAGGAUGACUCUGGCAUCUCCCCAGCGCCAAUUACUUCCCCUAUCGGCUCUUGGUUUUCAUUGGGGUUUAUCGCUGUCCAGGACCUAGAUCUACUGACUCGUGUUUUUGGCAUCGAUCAAAAACUUUCUAAAUCCCUGUAACAUUAAGUUUUAUUUUUUCAACAAAGGCGCCUGUGAAACGGUGAUUCAAUUACCUCUUACAUUUAUAUAUAUAUAUAUAUUAUAUAUAUUUAAAUAUAUAUAUGCACAUAUACCUCUCACACUGUCAGAAGAGGCUAAGAGCGACAACAGAAUACAGAAGGGAUUUAUCCAUUUUUAAGACUGUAGUACUGUUGGUAGGUUGGAGGUCCGCCCCAUUACCUCUGAAGGCUGUUUACCAAAGAGGCGUCUUCUGGCUUCUGCCUCCUUAGCCUGUUUGUACAAGGCGAUGUUUAGUCAGGUGGACCUCUCAUGCAGAGGUUGCUAUAUGUUUCCUUAUUGUAGGAGACGGUUUUGUAUAGACAAGUUUUUAAAAAAAGAUGACAAGUUGAACUAUGUAUUAAAAAAGACCUAUUUAUAUGUCUGCUGAAUUAAUGAACUAGGUAGGUCGUAGUGUUAAGGAGAGAGUAGCGAAUAAGGAUUUUUUUACGCUGGUUAUUUUUUUUUAAUUUAUUUUGCCCAUUGUCACUCAGUUACAGUGUACAGUAUUAGCCCGUAGUGUUACUGCUCGCAAUAUCUAGCAGCCCCCAUGUUCCAGAGUCACAAAGUAUUACAGGAAGUGUUAAUAUAAGGCUAAUGGUGAUCGGUAUUAUUAGCCAAAUACCGGUUAUUCUUUAUUUCGUAGAUUCAGUACAGAUUUCUUUUUAACAGUCACAACACCUACGGGUCAGUCCGGACCUGCUCGUCAGGAUUCUUAGUUUUACACGCAAAUAAAAAAAUGUACUGUCAAAGUCUUAUGUAUGGAUGUGUACCUUAGCAUCAGGUAACAGUUUGCAUUUCCACGUGGCUACAUGAACUAGUCUCAUUUAUUAAGAAAAAUUAAUCCCCCCAUUUUAUCUCCCUUAAGUAUUAUUUGUGAAUCCCUCAUAAUAAAACUUAAAUACUCUUACUACAUCCGAAUCUGUAUUGAUCUUACUCUACUUAAUUCUCAAGGCAAAAAAAUCAUAUUCCAAGAAACCAUUUCUCAACAUUCUCCGAACGGCACUCAAAGUGUGAAUUUGGUUCAGUGUUCGGGGCCUCAUAUCAUUGUUUCGGAGCGCAGGCUAUUGGGUGUGGUAUAAAGCUUUUUUUGGAAGUUUAUCUGUAGUCCUCUCUUGCGCCUCCACUGCAUUGUUCUUGUAUAGGUAAAUUAUUAUUAUUAUAUAUUUUUUGGUUUGUGCACAUCAACAUGUAAAGUCACUGUUACUCACUUAACUUUUUUUUGUUGCUUUAAACAUGUAUCUUUUUUUUUCAUAUCUUUUUUUUUCAGUGACAUGAUUUUUUUUUACAACCCAUCAAACAGUAUGAGUAAUAUGCAUCAGUAUGUUGUGUAUAUUGGUUGCCAUUUUGUGUAUCGCUUGUAACUACAUACAAGUACCAUGGCAAAAAACUGAGAGUGUCUUCCAGGACUUUAAUGUAAAGCAGACUGUUUGUAUUUCAGCUGAUGCUAUUUUAGUCAGACACGUUGAACCUACAUAUUGAUGUAUGCAGCAACAAUAGGUAGUUAUAGAAAUAAACAACUGCUGUUUAUAAUAAA
Molecule: messenger RNA, 4651 nt
Organism: Homarus americanus (American lobster)
Lineage: Eukaryota; Metazoa; Arthropoda; Malacostraca; Decapoda; Nephropidae
Gene: sv
Product: paired box protein Pax-5-like
Exons: 16
Coding region: 424-2412 (662 amino acids)
Biological process (GO): anatomical structure development; regulation of transcription by RNA polymerase II
Molecular function (GO): DNA-binding transcription factor activity, RNA polymerase II-specific; RNA polymerase II cis-regulatory region sequence-specific DNA binding
Source: RefSeq, a predicted model, not a curated record